AACGCUCAAACCGGCAAACCCUAAUCCCCAUCCCCCAGCCGACAGCCGCCGAGCAAACCGGCUCCUCCGGUCGGUCAUCCACUCAUCCUCAUCCCCUGGCCCCUGCCCAUCCGAUCCGAUCGGUCAUCCCCUACCCCUACCUGAUCGGAUCCCCUGCUCUUCCGCCGAGCACCACCAGGCAGCAGGCUGCAGCCGUCGAGCACCAGCAGGAGCACGGCCAGGAGGACGACGCCCGCAUCCUGCCUCUUCUCUGCUGCUGGAGCUUCUGCUGCCAGGAGCACGGCCAGAAGGACGACGCCCCUGCUGCUGCCGGUGAGCGGUGAUCUGCUGCGCCCCCAUCCUGCCUCUUCUCCUCCCUCUCGGCCUCGCCUCGAUCUGCUGCUGUGCGGUCCGCUCGCCGUACCCUUCUUCUGCUUGAGCAGCCUGAGGUCCUGAGCGGCGUGCGGCGCUUCUCCAAAUCUCCCCUCCUCUCGACUCACGUUCCUGCGUUCGAAACCCUAAUUCCGUCCGAGGCGGCAGCGGCGGACCGGCAGCUCCCCGCUCGGCUUGUAUUGGGCGGCUGUCGCGCUGCAGCAGCAGGGGCAUCGUCGCGCUCGCACCAACCGAAGACGGCGUCGGCCUCCACGCGGCACCGACGACCGACCCACAGUCCCAAGUCCAACGAGGAGGCCGGAGCGCUGAACAGCCGUCUACAUCCUCCUCCCGAAGGUUGCUCUUCUAUGGAGACUUCCAAAGAACAGGCUUCCAAGGACUAUGCUGGUUUCGAGAAGAAAGUUAAGAGGACAAUAUAUAUUGACCACCUUUCUCCUCAAGUAAAGGAAUCGGCCAUCAAAGCUGCUCUUGCACAAUGUGCAAAUGUUGUCCAUGUGGAGUUCAUCGUCAAUUACACGAUCCCAUAUAAAGAUAUUGCUUCUGCUGCAUUGGUGGAAUUGGAUGAUGACGUGCAGGCUAAGGCUGCUGUAGAAUUGAUGAAUGAUUUCCCGUUCAUAAUUGGGGGAAUGCCAAGGCCUGUAAAAGCUAUCCAUGCCAAGGCUGAGAUGUUUCGUGAUCGCCCUCCUUGCCCUGGCCUUCGAAAAGAUUUCUGCUGGGUAAAACAAGGAGAUAAGGACUAUGAAGCGAUGCAGAAAUUGAAAAACCUUGCAAAGAGGCAGGAAUCUGAGAACAUGGCCCUCAUACAGAAAAUCUUGAAAGAUGAGAAGGAACUGGCGACUCGGCAGCAGGAGGUGCUUGAUGGAAACUGCAAGAAGUACGACAUGCUGGAAGCUCUAGUGCAGAAGGGAGACAUCACUAACCUUGCUCAACAAUACGGAGUGAACUUGAACGACUGAUGAGUCAUUCGUGUCUUUUUCCCCCUUCCCCUUGGAGCGAUGGCGCAACUGGUGUGAUGAUGAUGGAAUAGGAUAGCAUGCCAUAGUUUUGGUCCGGUAUCUGGACCCUCCCUCUGGUGUAAAGACUAUCCCAACUUAGGCUUGGGCUUUUCAGCCUUCUUUGGCUCUCCAAAAAAUCUAAAUUAGCUGGCUCUGAGCCUCUGACUUUCUGAUCGAUCCAAGCUAGCUGGCUAGCUACAGGUUGUGUAUAUGAAUCUUGCAGGGGUGCUGACGACGUUGCAGGAAGGGUGUAGUGGCCCAAGGAAGAAGAGCAGCGGCAGAGGAGGAGGCCGACCACGACGACAAGGAGCAUGAGUCGGUGGUGGGGUCGGUGGGAUUCUUCUCCAACCUGGAAGAACUGCUGGUGUUCAACCCCAGGGCCAUUCUGUCCUGCUUUGUUGUCGUCCACAAGGCCUAGCUUGAGCUGAACUAGUAGUAGUGUAUGGCUACAUGUAAGGAUGUAAUAUGGUUUGAAAAAUAUUCGUCCGGAUCCGGAUUCGAAGAUGGUGAACAAUGAUUUGGAUGGAAUUUUUGGAUAUCCGAAUUUUUUUGGAUAUUGAAUCACACGAGAAAUCACUUUAAG
Zea mays is the source of this 1950-nucleotide messenger RNA. RefSeq lists its product as uncharacterized. The transcript has 4 exons. Gene Ontology annotation, molecular function: RNA binding. Bases 720 to 1328 code for a protein of 202 amino acids. The record is from RefSeq and is a predicted model, not a curated record. Lineage: Eukaryota; Viridiplantae; Streptophyta; Magnoliopsida; Poales; Poaceae.